Messenger RNA from Aspergillus ochraceoroseus IBT 24754, 1104 nucleotides. RefSeq lists its product as uncharacterized. The coding region runs from base 1 to 1104 and encodes 367 amino acids. Gene Ontology annotation, cellular component: mitochondrial inner membrane. The transcript has 2 exons. NCBI's taxonomy places the organism in Eukaryota, Fungi, Ascomycota, Eurotiomycetes, Eurotiales, Aspergillaceae. Gene Ontology annotation, biological process: intracellular monoatomic cation homeostasis. The record is from RefSeq and is a predicted model, not a curated record.
AUGCUGUAUUCACAGAGGAUGACAUCGUCAAUCUACACAAGGAGAGCCCUUUUGUCUCCCGCUCACACAUCCUACUCCGCCACAUCUCUCCUGCUCCAAGCACACUGCCAGGCUCGCCGGUUCGCCCAUUCCCACCAUUCGCAAUCCCACUCGCAUCCUCAUCCCCAUCCUCAUUCCCUCAAAUCUCACAAUCGCCCCCCAUCCUCCGCCCAACCAACACUAAGGGGCGCCACCCCCUCUACCUCAACAACCGCCACCACCUCACUCGCCAACGACGUCAACCCACCCCCAAGCACACGACCCGCGGACCUCAACCUCCCCGAGGCCCUGAGCGUCUCCGCGCCCCCAGUCGACAAGCUCAAGCGCUACAUCGCGCUAGGACGCGCAUACCUCUCGUUCUACAAAACCGGCCUCAAAAACGUAUACCACAACUACCGUGCGUCGUUGCCGCUUCGUCGUUCCCUGGGACUAACCUCCUACCUACCAACAUCACCUCCGCCGGCCCCAGCCCCAGCACCAUCCACCGAUGCGAAACGAGAACCCGGAAGCGCAGCAGGGAGCGCGUUCCGCGUGGCCCUGAAAACGCAGAACCUCAGCCGCUCCAACUUCCAACUCAUCAGCCGCGCCGCCUACGACGUCCGCCGCAUGAUCCCCUUCACGCUGAUCCUGAUCAUCUGCGGCGAAUUGACUCCGCUCGCUGUGCUCGCGCUAGGCAAUGCCGUCACACCAUUCACGUGCCGCGUGCCGCGCCAGAUCAGUAAAGAGCGCGCGAACCGCGUCGCGCGGAAACGCGCCGCGUUGGUCGCGCACUCCGCGGCUGUCCGGGGCUCCCUGACUCCCCUGGCUCCGGGGUCGGAUCGGGAACUAGACCUUUUGGCCCUGGAGUUCGGAGACCGGGGCUGGGUUGAGAGUGCUAGUGACGCGGAGGUGCUGCGCGCCUGUACGGUGUUCGGCCUGGCAAAGUCGCAUCGGCGUUCUGGGUUGUUGAAGGGGGUGUAUCGUGGGCGGUUGAGGCGGUAUGCGGAGUAUUUGGAUAUCGAUGAUGGGUUGAUCCGAAAGUGUGGGGGGGUAAAGGCGAUGGAGGGGGUCGAGGGUCCUACUUAG